AUGCCACGAGGAGAUUCGCCUGCCCUUCCGCUCUACGCUCCCAACGACAGCCACUCCUUGCGACCGCUGUCCCCCAAGCUAGCCUCUGCUCAGAUCUCCAGGUCGUCCUCGCGCCGUGGCCGCACCCCCGACCAGCCGAGCCACCGCGCCACCCAGUCCAUCACCUCCUCUUACUCGCUCCUGUCCGCCGACGAAACCGCCAUCCAGCUCGAGACCUCUCUGAAAUCUGGCCUUUCCCCGUCUGAAGCCUCGGCGCGCAUUCACGACCAUGGCCUCAACGAGCUGCCGCACGAGGAGCCCGAGCCGCUCUGGCUCCGUUUCCUCAAGCAGUUCCAGGAGACUCUCAUACUGUUGUUGCUAGGCUCGGCCGGAGUGUCUCUAGUCAUGGGCAACUAUGACGACGCCGUAAGCAUUGCCGCCGCUGUGACCAUUGUCGUGUCCGUCGGCUUCGUGCAGGAGUAUCGCUCCGAAAAGUCUCUGGAAGCCCUGAAUCAGCUAGUCCCGCAUUCUGCCCAUGUCAUUCGGAGCAACUUUCCCAACGGUCCGAGAGGCUCCCCGCGGAUUCCGCAGGAAAAUGGUUCGGCUGCUGUUCCCACCGGUGCCCUGGAGGACACUACUGCUGCGCUUGAGGCCGCCGAGGGCGCUUCUAUGACAAUCUCUGCCACUCAGCUGGUACCGGGAGACCUGGUGCUCUUCCAUACCGGUGACCGUGUCCCUGCCGACAUCCGCAUCACUCAUGCCGCCGACCUGUCAAUUGACGAGUCCAACCUGACGGGCGAGAACGAGCCAGUCUCAAAGACACCGGAUACUCUCGACAAGGCAUCGCGCGGCAACGGAUGGGCCUCUCCCGGGCCACAGGCUCCCUUUUAUGCCUCCCCGGCCACCGGCACCGUUGGAGCGGAUAUCCGUUUGAACGACCAGACUAACAUCGCCUUCAUGGGCACACUUGUACGCUCCGGGUAUGGUCAAGGUAUCGUCAUUGGAACUGGUGCCAACACGGAAUUCGGUGCCAUUUCCGCCUCGUUGCAGGAGAUUGAAAGCCCCCGAACCCCGCUGCAGCUGUCCAUGGACCGUCUUGGAAAGGAUUUGAGCUACAUGUCCUUCGGUGUCAUCGCAUUCAUCAUGCUCGUGGGUUUGUGGCGCGGGUGGGCAUUCCUAGAUCUCUUCACGAUAGGGGUUUCACUGGCUGUCGCUGCCAUUCCCGAGGGCCUUCCGAUCAUCGUCACCGUCACGCUGGCGCUGGGCGUGUUGAGAAUGUCCAAGAAGAAUGCCAUCGUCAGGAGGCUCCCGAGUGUCGAGACUCUGGGCUCGGUCAACGUCGUCUGCACCGACAAAACAGGCACUUUGACAACGAACCAUAUGACGGUCACGAAACUCUGGCACUUUGAGGACAAAGAGCCUGUCGACGUUACGCGAAAGAAAGACUCGGCCGCCCUCGAUCCAGCAACCCGGACCAUUCUGCGCAUUGGAAAUAUUGUCAACCAUGGUCGCCUGAUCAGCCCUUCCGCCGCCUCCAACGCGACUGCCGCCGUUCUGUCGUCGACGCUUGGCGGCGCCGACGACCCUUCUGGGGCCAAAAGCCGCUGGGUUGGCCAGCCCACCGAUGUUGCGCUUCUUGAUCUACUAGACGAGUUUGGCGAGGACGAUGUCCGCGACAGGAUUGGCGCACGGCUCAAUGAAACGCCCUUCAGCUCCGAGCGCAAGUGGAUGGGUUGCGUGGUACAAGGGAAUUCCGGCCAUGAAAGUGCAAGUGCGUCGGAUGUGGCAUACAUCAAGGGCGCGCUGGAAAAGGUACUGGAUCGGUGCGACACGUACAUCACCGCACAGGGCCGUGAGGUGCCGCUUGAUGACGCCAAGCGACGGGAGGCAGUCAGCGCUGCGGACCACAUGGCCCAGGAUGGUCUGCGCGUCCUUGGCUUUGCGAGUGGAUCAGUCCGCGGAUCGGGUGGCUUGAAGCCGCCGCACAGAAGCCGCAGUGCCGCUUCGUCUCCCGUGCUUGGCUUUACGCCCGAGAAGGACGAAGAUUCCUACCGCGGUCUCGCUUUCGCUGGUCUCGUGGGCAUGAACGAUCCGCCGCGCAAAGGUGUCGACCGCUCAAUCCGUCGCCUGAUGGCUGGAGGUGUCAAGGUGAUUAUGAUCACCGGCGAUGCCGAGACCACGGCCGUUGCAAUUGGCCAGAAGCUUGGCAUGCCCAUCAACCAGAACUCUUCGAUCGGACCGGCGGUUUUGCGAGGUGACGAGCUUGACCAGAUGACCGAGGAAGAAUUAUCCCGUGCCAUUGCUACAACGACCAUCUUCGCUCGGACAAGCCCCGAUCACAAGAUGAAGAUUGUAAAAGCGCUGCAAGCCCGCGGAGAUGUUGUUGCUAUGACUGGCGACGGGGUAAACGAUGCUCCGGCGCUGAAGAAGGCUGACAUCGGUAUCAGCAUGGGACAGCUCGGUACUGAUGUUGCCAAGGAGGCAGCAGAUAUGAUUCUGACCGACGACGACUUUUCCACCAUCCUCGCGGCCAUUGAAGAGGGCAAGGGCAUUUUCUACAACAUCCAGAACUUCCUGACUUUCCAGCUGAGCACCAGCGCUGCGGCAUUGAGUCUGGUGCUUGUAAGCACGUUCAUGGGCUUCAAGAACCCACUCAAUGCCAUGCAGAUUCUUUGGAUAAACAUUCUUAUGGAUGGCCCACCCGCCCAGUCGCUCGGUGUCGAACCUGUCGACCCUGCUGUCAUGUCUCGGCCUCCCCGGAGCAAGACGGCACGUGUUCUGACACGGCCUCUUCUGCAGCGUGUUCUUACGCAAGCGUCCAUCAUCAUGCUCGGCACGCUGGCCGUCUAUAUCCAAUGCAUGCAGGAUGGCGCCGUGACGGCUCGUGACACGACCAUGACCUUCACCGCUUUCGUCUUCUUCGACAUGUUUAACGCUCUUACUUGCCGGUCCGAAUCCAAGAGUGUGGUGAAAGGCGAGAUCAAGGUGGCAGGGAACCGCAUGUUCAACUUUGCAGUCAUGGGUUCUCUGGUUGGUCAGAUGUUUGUGAUUUACUUCCCAGGCCUGCAAAACGUCUUCCAAACGGAGGCGCUCUCGCUCGCCGAUCUGAUCAGGCUGCUCGCCCUGGCCAGCCUGGUGUUCUGGGCGGAUGAAGGGAGAAAGCUGUACACAAGGAUGAUGAGACGGAGAGGCUUCAUGGGUACCUACAGUGCGGCUGUCUGA
Molecule: messenger RNA, 3201 nt
Organism: Diplodia corticola
Lineage: Eukaryota; Fungi; Ascomycota; Dothideomycetes; Botryosphaeriales; Botryosphaeriaceae
Product: calcium mangenease p-type
Exons: 4
Coding region: 1-3201 (1066 amino acids)
Biological process (GO): intracellular calcium ion homeostasis; manganese ion transport; calcium ion transmembrane transport
Cellular component (GO): endoplasmic reticulum; plasma membrane; Golgi membrane
Molecular function (GO): ATP binding; P-type calcium transporter activity; ATP hydrolysis activity
Source: RefSeq, a predicted model, not a curated record